UGGGAAUUGUUUUUUUUUUUUGACUUGACAGACUGACAGCACAUUGUGGUCUUGAAAAAAGUAAACAAACAAAUGGUUCGUGUUAAAAGCAGAUACAUUGUUGUUCAAAUAAUACCUCAUGAAUCUUGCACGGGAAAUGUUUCAUUUAAUGACAACGUCCUGACAAAAAGCUUUCUCAAGUACAUCAAACAAUAUUAUGGUGAUUUUGGAGUUGGAUCUUUAGAACAUGGAUUUCGUAUAAAAUAUUGUAAUGAUAAAACUAAAAUUGCUAUAAUUCGUUGCAGGCACAAGCCGCACAGGUUUGUUGCAAGUAUUUUGCCUCUGAUCACUGUGAUUGGUGACUAUAGAGCGAAGUUCCGAACUCUUUAUACUGGCGCAACAAUUAUGCAAUGCAAUAAGUUUAUUGUAAGACACCAACGAGAAUUUUUAGAUCGAAUGGUUGGACGCAUUGCAUCGGCUAAGGAGCGAAAUGAUCUGAUAAAAAGUGUCCUUGAAUUUGAACUUGCUUAGUGCUAAAAUAUGAUUGUUUAAUUUUAGUUUGCAUCAUAAUAUUUUUUAUAUUUACUUAAAUAAAACUUCUUUUUCUUUAAAAUUA
Messenger RNA from Eupeodes corollae, 595 nucleotides. RefSeq names its product ribonuclease P/MRP protein subunit POP5 (gene Pop5). Bases 73 to 510 code for a protein of 145 amino acids. Gene Ontology annotation, biological process: tRNA 5'-leader removal. Gene Ontology annotation, molecular function: ribonuclease P RNA binding. NCBI's taxonomy places the organism in Eukaryota, Metazoa, Arthropoda, Insecta, Diptera, Syrphidae. Gene Ontology annotation, cellular component: ribonuclease P complex. The transcript is spliced from 3 exons. The record is from RefSeq and is a predicted model, not a curated record.